CAAAUAUGGGGUUGUUGGGGGUGCCCCGCCCUUUUUCGCAUCAAAACAAAUAAUUCGAUGGCAGAAUGGGCGACGUUGGUUUUUGCGACAAAAUCGGUACCAAUCUCUCCGAAUUAGGAAAAUGGUGUGUUUGGCAGAAUAUAAUUUUGGGUCAAUUCCUGUCACUCCUCUUGUGUGCAACAAACACACUGGCUCAUUACAUCAACUCUGGCUCUUCCUCAGUGCUACCAACCGGCCAAUCUUUCCCUCAUUACAUGUUUUUGUGUGCUAUUUACACCAGUUGGCUCGCGUUUCGUAGGGGAGAGAAGGGCCUCAUUUCGAUAAUCAAGGCAAGGGGUUGGCGGUAUCUUUUGCUUUGUUUGAUAGAUGUGCAAGCUAACACCUUAAUGAGCACUGCUCACCAGUUCACUACUCUAACGAGCAUACAGUUGCUCGGUUGUGUCGCCAUCCCUGUAGCGUUGGCCUUGAGCUGUCUGGUGCUUGGUGUGCGUUACCGCAUGGUGCAUAUAAUCGCUGUCUCUGUGUGUCUCAUGGGUGUGGGUUGUCUGGUAUGGGCUAACAUCGAAGACACCAAGAUCGAUGGUAAGAACCAGUUAGUGGGGGACAUGUUGUGCCUAUGUGGGGCUGUUUUGUUUGCGAUUGUGACAGUACUGCAAGAAUUGUCGGUGAAAAAUACCGACAUUGUUGAGUAUUUGGGUCUGUUGGGGUUGUUUGGGAGUAUCCUUAGUGGCAUCCAAAUGGUAAUUUUGGAAAAACAAACGUUGAUAACAUCAACGUGGAAAAGUUCUAGUGCGUUAUUGUCUUCGUUUUCGGCAUGUCAAUUCAUGUUUUGCACUUUUUCAUCGGUGUUUUUGAUAAAUAUGGGAACAACAGCCUUACAUUUAUCCCUACUCUCGGGGAAUUUUUAUACACUAAUUGUAGGAAUUUUGCUUUUCAAUUAUAAGUUUCAUGCCUUAUAUUUUCUAUCGUAUACUUUAUCAAUGACUGGUGUCUACAUCUAUGCUAUCAAACAAACACCAGUAGCAUCAAGAAGUAUAUCUUCAAAUCAUACAACACAACUCAAUAAUGCAAAUAAUCGCUCUGAAUGUCAGUUGAGAGAACACAUGAUUUCAGACAGCCCCGAACGUGCCACUGAAAUUCUUUCAGCUUUUGGGACAUUAAACAGCAACGAUACUUUUCCCCUAAGUCACAGUACAAACACGACUUUUACUUCUUUUUAUGGCAGCCAUGACGUUCUCAAUACUCAAACGACUAGUGCAUAAAUAAGGCCUUAACUGCACUUUUAUUACUUUUUGCAAGGCACUAAGGUAAUAAAUCGAUUUUUUGCACCGGGUGACGUUUUGUGUUUCACAAAGUUAACGUUGGUAUUUUUUUAUAACUAGCAACCUGACAAAAAAAAUUCAGGGUCGCCCGCAUAUAAUAAUUGUGAUUUUUAUCCUCGAGUUUUGUCAGCUCAAAAAAAUCAAAUUCACCAGAUUUGAGUCGAAAAACAAGAUUGGGACUAAAUUUUUGCCUCAAAAUCUUGCAAAAAAGGUGAAAAUUUGUUUAAACUCUUAAAAAAAGAAUUUCGGCUUGUUUUUACUAAAAUAAUUGCUUUUCUAGUUGAAAAAUAUGCUAAAAGGCUCGAGUAAAGUAAAAAUUAAAUAUUUUCCUAUUUAUUUUGUUGAAUUUUUGGUUUGUUUUAACAGAAUCUCGCCAUAAAAUGAGAUGUUUUUUAGUACAAAAACUUGGUUAAAAGCAUCGACCAAUUUUUAUGGUUUUUCGACUUAUUUUUGACAUAAAUUUUGUACAAAAUUUAGUUAAAUUGAGGAAAAUAACACCACAAUCAAUUCUUUUUGUGAAUUUUGGGCGUGUUUGCACAAGAUUUUGAAAAAUAAAAAAAAGCAAGUCGAGCAAAGAACUGAAAAAAAUAAUAUAAAAUCGAUUUUAUUUCGAAUUU
Molecule: messenger RNA, 1939 nt
Organism: Tribolium madens (black flour beetle)
Lineage: Eukaryota; Metazoa; Arthropoda; Insecta; Coleoptera; Tenebrionidae
Product: solute carrier family 35 member F2-like
Exons: 7
Coding region: 66-1262 (398 amino acids)
Biological process (GO): transmembrane transport
Cellular component (GO): membrane
Molecular function (GO): transmembrane transporter activity
Source: RefSeq, a predicted model, not a curated record